CUGGGAGGACGGGAGCUUGUGCGCAGGCGCAGUGCUGCAGUGAGUGCCUGUCAAGCUGGCUAAAGCAAGCAGGAGGUGUGAGAGAGAGAGCAUUGCAGAGCAAGGAGGGUGGAGAGCCAAGACGUGCUUGUACUCAGCUCCUCAUUCCCAGGGCACAGGCAAGGCUCAGCUAGGCUGCAGCACUGGACUUGUUUUUCACAUUAGAUUGUGCAGCACUGCAAUCAGGUGCAUGAUCAGACAUUUUCUUUUUCUCCAAAUCAGGUGCAUUGGCAUUCAUUUUUAGCUCUAAAGGGAUUUCUACAGUCUGUGGAUCUUAAAUUUUCUCUUGAUAUUUGCAGAUCAGGGUGUGAGCAUUGCAGCUGUCACCUUAUUUUGGUAGAUUUUUUGCAGAGAUCUGAUCCUUCUCACCUCUGCUGAGGACACAGCUUCCAGUAUUUAUCAUAGGAAGCGGACAGGGGAAGAAAGGACAUUUUUAUUUCAAUACCAAUGCAGCAGCUGCUGGCAACAUUUUCUACAAAUUGUCCAUGUAAAAGGAAUUGCUACAGUGGAUCUCUACACCCAGGGGGUAUAUAAAGGACAGCAGGACUGCAGUGUCACAUUCCAAGUCUGGUGGUGAAUGAUCUGAGGAUUUCAGCCAUGACAAGUAUGGACUGCAGUAAUAACACAGGGGGCGUCAUAAGCUAUGUUGGUUCCAGUGGUUCCUCCCCCAGUCGGACCAGCCCCGUGUCUCUGUACAGUGAAUGUUCAACAGGGAGCCCUCAGGGUGGCGCCACACACUAUCCAUCAUACUUGCCACCCUCUCCAACCAACUCUUACAGUGCCAGUCCCUCCAGCUCAGCGGGAGAGACCUCUCCACGAUCAACCUAUGGCCUGGCUUCCUCUCCUGGAGGACUUCAUGUUGCUCUAGAUGAUGGCAGCAGAGUUUCACCAAGCAAAACUUCCAGCAACAUUACAAAGCUGAAUGGAAUGGUCUUGUUGUGUAAAGUCUGCGGUGAUGUAGCCUCUGGAUUUCACUAUGGUGUACAUGCCUGCGAAGGCUGCAAGGGAUUUUUCCGUCGCAGCAUUCAGCAGAACAUUCAGUACAAGAAAUGUCUGAAGAAUGAGACCUGCUCCAUUGUGCGCAUUAAUAGGAACCGCUGUCAGCAGUGCCGAUUCCGCAAGUGUCUCUCAGUGGGCAUGUCUAGAGAUGCUGUGCGAUUUGGUCGCAUUCCAAAGAGGGAGAAGCAGCGAAUGUUGGCUGAAAUGCACAGUGCAAUGAGCCACAUCACUGGAGGACAUUUUGGCCGAAGGAGCCCUGUCCCUCUUCAACCCCAGCAGAUUCGGCCUUCCUCUCCCCUCCAUGUGGCACCGGCCUCCUGUCCUUCACCAUCUUCCAUCCCAGAAGUUUACCCCCACUACCCGCAGCAACUGACACCACCUCGAUCCCCCAGCCCAGACCAUGUUGAUGAUGUCAUUGGUCAGGUCACCCAAGCUCAUCGACAGAUUUUUGUGUAUGCCCAUGAAAAAAUCAGCAGAAACAUUGCAUCUUGGGAGCAGCAGCAUAACAACCCACCCCCUCCAUGUUGGGCACAGGACAGUGGAGAUUCCAGAGGCGGACGCAGCCUGCAUCUGGCAUGUCCAAUGAACGCUCUGCCCCGUGGGAGUCCUCUCCGCUCUGUGCAGGAAGUUUGGGAAGAGUUCUCACUUAGCUUUACCCCAGCUGUACGAGAGGUAGUGGAAUUUGCACGUCACAUUCCCGGGUUCCAGAACUUGACACAACAAGACCAGGUCACCUUGCUGAAAGCUGGCACAUUUGAGGUCCUCAUGGUGCGGUUUGCUACCCUGUUUGAUGUGCGGGAGCGUUCUCUGAGGUUCCUGAGUGGAGCAACAUACUCUCUACCAGAACUUCAAGCCAUGGGCAUGGGAGAGCUUCUCAGCUCAAUGUUUGACUUCAGUGAAAAGCUUGCAUCUCUCAACCUAAGUCAGGAGGAGUUGGGCAUCUUCACUGCACUUGUACUGGUAUCUGCAGAUCGCUCCGGAAUGGAAAACGCUUCAUUAGUAGAGCAGCUGCAAGAGACUUUGAUACGCGCCCUCCGUUCCCUCAUCCUGAAAAACACUCCAAACGACACUUCCCGGUUUACCAAACUGCUGCUGCGACUGCCGGACUUGCGAACCCUAAACAGCAUGCACUCUGAAAAACUGCUGUCAUUCCGUGUGGACACGCACUGACUUCAAUAAGCGACUGGCUAAGUACAGGCACUAAACUAAGAAUGGUCAUGUUGCGAUGGCAUCACAGACUCUGUCACUCCCUGCAGAAAACUAGAUCACUUGCAGGGACCUCAAGAGAGAGAUGGGGGUUGCAAAACGCCCAUUGUGUCGCGAGUUUACUUUGUGACGGUGAUGUAUCUGUGGAUUGGCGUGUGCAGUAUAUGAGACUUCUAAAAGCCAGGAAAUGGUAUAGAGGCGGGAUCAGCACUUAUGAGAGCAAGACCCGAGGACUAAUGUGUGUUUGUGUAUAUAUACGUAUACAUCUGUAAAUACUUUACUGUCAUACAGUGGAAACCAUUGUGUAAAUAUCUGUGUGUAUAUCAGAGGUUGUGCUAAAUAUAAAAUAUUUUAUGAAACCAUAA
Rana temporaria (common frog) is the source of this 2609-nucleotide messenger RNA. It is a transcript of the gene NR1D1, whose product is annotated as nuclear receptor subfamily 1 group D member 1. The record is from RefSeq and is a predicted model, not a curated record. Gene Ontology annotation, biological process: cell differentiation; negative regulation of transcription by RNA polymerase II; hormone-mediated signaling pathway. Gene Ontology annotation, molecular function: RNA polymerase II cis-regulatory region sequence-specific DNA binding; nuclear receptor activity; zinc ion binding. Lineage: Eukaryota; Metazoa; Chordata; Amphibia; Anura; Ranidae. The transcript has 8 exons. The coding region runs from base 637 to 2208 and encodes 523 amino acids.